AUGGAAGCUAAGCAGUCAUCCCAGCCGUCACCCCACGCCUCGCCAGUCGUCUCGUCGGAUGAGAGCGACCUGGAGAUCCUGGACUUGCCAGGUUGGGACGUCCGGCGGCUCCAGUCAACGAGGAGGGUCCUCCGGGUGAUGGCCCGGGGGGCCAAUGGAGUCACGGCGAUCCCGGUGGGAAAGGCCAGGACGGAGGAAAAGCCGGGCAGCCCGAGGGAUCUUACGGCAUUAACGCCAGGGCACUUCCUGAUUGGAGAACCUCUAACGGCAUCACCUGAUAUUCACCAAUCAAGGCGACGCACAGGGUUACUCACUCGGUUGAAGCGGAUCGAACAACUACGAAAGGAAUUCUGGACACGUUGGAGCCACGAGUACUUACAUGAGCUACAGAAUCGAUCGAAGUGGCCAAGAAGUUGCAAAACAGUAAAGAUUGGUGAUCUGGUUAUAAUAAAGGAAGACAACAUCGCUCCGUUGAACUGGCCCCUGGGACGCAUCGUAGCAGUCCAUCCUGGUAAAGACGGCGAGAUCCGAGUGGCAGAAAUACGGACAACAUUCGGCAAUAUAACUCGUGCCAUACAUCGACUGGCGGUGCUACCAAUCAACGAUAAGAAGGAAGAACCCGACCUCUAA
Drosophila ananassae is the source of this 630-nucleotide messenger RNA. RefSeq lists its product as uncharacterized. The transcript has 2 exons. The record is from RefSeq and is a predicted model, not a curated record. Lineage: Eukaryota; Metazoa; Arthropoda; Insecta; Diptera; Drosophilidae. The coding region runs from base 1 to 630 and encodes 209 amino acids.